Molecule: messenger RNA, 2307 nt
Organism: Exaiptasia diaphana
Lineage: Eukaryota; Metazoa; Cnidaria; Anthozoa; Actiniaria; Aiptasiidae
Product: nucleoporin GLE1
Exons: 2
Coding region: 110-2101 (663 amino acids)
Biological process (GO): regulation of translational termination; regulation of translational initiation; poly(A)+ mRNA export from nucleus
Cellular component (GO): nuclear pore cytoplasmic filaments; cytoplasm; nuclear pore
Molecular function (GO): translation initiation factor binding; phospholipid binding; inositol hexakisphosphate binding
Source: RefSeq, a predicted model, not a curated record
CUUCCACACUCCCAACGUCUUUUCUGAGUUUUGUUGGAAAUCUUGGCCGCUUUUUCUUCGUUUUUCUCUUUAUUUUGUUAUAUUGAAUGCAAAAUAAUCUUAUAAUACGAUGAAUGUUAUUGAAGGAUUAAGAAAUACUUCCAAAGGGAAACUCAAGUACGAUCUAAACUGGAAAGGCACCCGAGAAGAAUUGGACGAGUGUUCACCCAAGUCUCCAAUCAUUUCUUGUCAACUUGAUCUGAUUAACAGUAUGAAAAAUCUCGCUCUAGAGGACAACGACGCCAAAUCUGAUGCACCCCUUAAAAAUGAGAGRAUUACAAUGUCAUUUAACGAGGACWGUGCUUUAGAUAGCACAAGUGUAGGUCCGGAGUGUUUCGAUUCGACUCACGUAUACMUUCAUCGAUAUGAACAAUUGAUGGAAGAAGAGGCAAAAGAGAGACUYGAAGAAAGAAAGCGACUMUUUGAAAAGCAUUCAGAGCAACURMAAGAUGAUAAAGCACGGAAACUUCAACAGCAUUUUGAAGAGAGACGAAAUAGGUUUUUAGAAUUAGUUCAAGUUUUGAAGCAAGAUUUGAGGAACUAUGAAAUAGAGACAGCAAAWAGUCAAAAAKCAUUGAAAGUCCAGCAUGAAAGGUCUGCAGCUAGAGUAGCAACAAAAGUUCAAAUGCUUGAAUUAAAGAARAAGCAAGCUGAAGAACAAGAGAAAAAUAGGAAAGAUCUUUCAUGUCUUCAAAAGUGUCACAAUGAAACUAUGAAUGUUUACAGGGAGCUGGAAGCUGCCAUUAAAAGUUGCAGUGUGAAAGACCAUCUAGGAGCCAAGAUAGCAACAAUCCUYGAAGAAGCAAAAAAAGUUUUAAAUCUAUCUUUGAAUACCUUAAAUGAUUGCAUGUCAGCUGGGAGRGCKUUAGACRGUACUCUUGAACAMUUACCYCAGUACUGUAGUAUGAUGGGAACUCUACUCAGUAAUGCAAAGCAAACUAUUGYUGAAGCAGAACAAAAAGMAAAGAAAGAAAKUGCUGAAAAAGAGGCUAAAAAGAGAGAAGAAGAAGAAAGGAAAAAGCAAGAAGAAAAAAAGAAAAAGGAAGAACAAGCUGCCAAGACCACAGAAAGUCUGUCUACGACCAUCUCACGCAGCUCAAUAUCRGAGUACGGCAGGCUUGAAAAGCUAUUGGAGGAAGUCAACAAAUCUAUUGAACCUCUUACAUCAACUACUGAUAAAACAAUUAAAAAACUUAAAAUGGCUUUACAAAGAGCAGUCACAACUCCAAUCAAUACAAUAUCAGACCAGUCCCCUGCACAUCUACUUGACAAGAUUAGUAAUCUUGCAAAACUUCUCAGUGGCCAGCAAAUAGAGUCGUUUGGAAAUAMACUGUCAACAUCUAUACACCCUAGUGCAUCGUUAUACUGUAAGAAUUUACUGGCACUUAAGAUAGUAAAACAAGGCUCCCAACAAGUAUCGUCCAAUCACAAUGCAGCAUUUCCACUAGCAUCUUUAGCCAUUGGGAUAUGGUCAGUCUUUCCUGAUGUUGGUGAUCUAAUCUUGGCUCAUUUCUAUAAUCAAUGUCCUUUCYUGGUUCCYAUGUACAUACCACAGUCAGAAGGCAUGUCUGAUCAAGAAUAUUUCAAAAAACUAGGCUAYUUAUGUGAAGAUGGUGAGAUAGAGCCAAGAGAUAAGUACCUGAAGCGUAUUUCUGGUACAAUAAGGCUSUAUGCUGCAAUAGUCUCCUCUCUUCCACCAAAGGGGUCAACAAGAAWCCACCCUCAUGGCRUCUCACACGGUUGGGUGUGGCURGCCAGRAUACUAAACCUUCCACCUAAAGCAGACUACACUGCAACUUCAUUGUUUGAAUUCCUUGAAGUUGCUGGACAUGCCCUUCAGAAGCAGUACCGUGGUCAAUUCUGGAAGCUCAUAUUUGCAGUUGUGAGAGAACUUGUCCCCAGGAUCAAGCAGAUAACUUCACCUUCUCAGAGCGGUCCUGUCGUGAGGCUUGAGAGUUUCUUAGAGAAUGCUUUCCAGUCACGCAACAUGCAGCAACCUUCAGGAUAUCUUAAUGCACACUGGUGGAAYACUUCAGGCUUCUCUGGCAUUUAUGGCAGUUAAAUUGUAGAGAAAUGAUAUCUGUGAUAAGCCUUUUCAUGGUGCAAAACAUAAAAGCUCUGAGCUUUGAUUUAAAUUAAUAAACAAUAUUGCUGUGUGUUUAGAAAGCUAAUAUGACCUAACAGGACAGAAAAGAUUCAAUAGCAAAGAACAUAAAGAACAAUGAACUGAAAUAAUUAUUAAUCUUGAUUCAUAUACCUAUAUUGAGC